Dalotia coriaria is the source of this 1127-nucleotide messenger RNA. It is a transcript of the gene mEFTs, whose product is annotated as elongation factor Ts, mitochondrial. Gene Ontology annotation, molecular function: translation elongation factor activity; protein binding. The transcript has 4 exons. Bases 144 to 1061 code for a protein of 305 amino acids. The record is from RefSeq and is a predicted model, not a curated record. Lineage: Eukaryota; Metazoa; Arthropoda; Insecta; Coleoptera; Staphylinidae. Gene Ontology annotation, cellular component: mitochondrial matrix. Gene Ontology annotation, biological process: mitochondrial translational elongation.
UAUUCAAUCAUCUCAUGCACUUUUGGUGGUUGGGUUAGAACACAAAUUCACGGUUUUUCUUCAACUUUUUGUGAAAAUAACACAUAAUUUAACUGUAACAACACUUCUAUUUAACAUUUAAGGAUAUAAAUUAGUUACGCAAGAUGCUAGCUGGGUGGAUUUUGCGACGACAGUUUCACAUUGCCAGUGGUUUAUGGUCAACACAACCAUCAUCAGUUCUGGCUACUCUUCGAAAAAAGACUGGUUAUACAUUUGCAAACUGCAAGAAAGCUCUGGAAGUAAAUAAUAAUGAUGUUGUUAAGGCUGAAGCAUGGUUAAAAGAACAAGCCCAAAGCAUGGGCUGGACAAAAGCGACAAAACUCCAAGGACGACAAACGACGCAGGGAUUAAUUGGCGUCUUAAGCAAAAAUAAUAUUGCUGCAAUGGUGGAACUCAACUGUGAGACUGACUUUGUUGCAAGAAAUGAACACUUUCAAACUAUGGUGGAUACUGUAGCAAAUGCCUGCUUACAAAAAGCAAGUGAACAAAAUGUAGCUGGAAAUUUAGUUCAGUUGCAUUUGGAUGCUGAUGACUUGAAAUCACUCAAGUUAUCCGAUGGUAAAACACUUGCGGACCAUUUGGCACUGAUGAUCGGCACGGUUGGCGAGAACGCGUCACUGCGUCGCGCACUAAUUUACAAAUCCAACGACACACUGCACUUAUCCUCUUAUGCGCAUCCUUCGGGCGUUGCAAAGAACGAAACUCAACUUGGAAAGUUUGGCGGACUCGUGGCUUUGACGAAAACACCAACACCGGAGGCCACAGAAGACCUAGGAAAGAAACUCUGCCAGCAUAUUGUUGGCAUGCAUCCAAACAAGCUGGGCACAGAAAACGACGAGCCUGCAAAAGACGUCGAUGAUGAGAAGUGUCUCAUCUACCAGGAGUACUUGCUAGAUGAUAGCCUACUGGUCGGCGAAGUCCUCAAAGAGAACGGCGUUGAAAUCGUAGAGUUUAAGCGGUUUGAGUGUGGUGAGGAACCAGCGAAUUCACAAGCGUUAGAUUCGGUUGAAACAUGCCAGUAGAAAGAAAAUUUAUUAUGUUAUAUGUUGUCAAUUGUUUAUAAAUACUGGUAAAUUAACAUUAUCGUA